Jatropha curcas is the source of this 598-nucleotide messenger RNA. RefSeq names its product cysteine proteinase inhibitor B. Lineage: Eukaryota; Viridiplantae; Streptophyta; Magnoliopsida; Malpighiales; Euphorbiaceae. The record is from RefSeq and is a predicted model, not a curated record. Gene Ontology annotation, molecular function: cysteine-type endopeptidase inhibitor activity.
CACCAUCAUCACAACAUAUGAUACAGUACAAGAAACAGAAAAGAGAAAUGGCAAAAAUUGUUGAGCUUCUUCUUCUUCUGGCCUCUGCAUUUCUCUUUGUUUCCUUAGCAAAUGGUUACAGAGGAAUGGUUGGAGGCAGAACGGAAGUGAAGGACGUAGAGACUAAUCAAGAGGUGCAAGAUCUGGGCAAAUUCUCCGUCGAGGAGUUCAACGAGCAGAUUCACCGCCACGGCAACGGCGGAGAAGAACUAAUAUUCUCGGAAGUAGUGGAGGCGCAGAGGCAGGUAGUUUCUGGAAUAAAAUAUUAUCUGAAAAUUGAGGCCGCAACAAAAGUUAAUGGAGAAAUGAAGGUUUUUGAUUCUGUUGUUGUUGUUAAGGCUUGGCUGGAAUCCAAGGAGUUGAUUUCAUUUGAGCCUGAUGUAAAAUUGAGGGUUAGAAAAUAGAAAAAGGGAAUUAAAACGUUUUGUCGUACGAUCAAUUUUGGCAGUGUAGUACCGGUAGGUGUUUUCUUUCUCCCUUGUCUAUCAUUAUCAAAUAAUAGAAAAAAAUAAAAUCAAGUGGAAAUGUAUGCAAAUCCAUAUAUAAAUAAAAUUAUAUA